AUGAAUGAGGAUAAAAGUGAAGAUGUAAAUUUGGGAAAGCUCAAGAAUGAAACUGAUAAAGCUGAAAUAGAUAAUAAAGAUGUAGUUGGAAUAGACACUAAAAGUGUAGCUGAAAUAAAUACUAAAGAGUCUGAUAAUACAUUAGUUGAGAAUUGUAUUGAAAUAAAAGAGUAUGUAAGAAGUGACAUCUGCAAUGCUCUUAUAGAGAUGGGAUUUGGGAUCAUUGAAGCUGAGAAAGCAAUAUUUUUUACGAGAAAUGCAGGACUAGAAGAAGCACUAUCAUGGAUUGAAGAGAAUAAAGAUAGUGAAUACUUGAAAGAUCCAAUAGUACAAACUUCAACUAGUGAAGAUAACAAAAAUGAAACAAAAUUAUCUGAUGAAGAGGUUUUAAUAAAGGUGCAGGAGCUACAGAGAAAGGUAAGGGAAAGAAGACGAUUGAAGGAAAGAGAGGAUGAGAUUGAGAAGGAGAAAAGGCGAAUUUUAUCGGCAAAACAAUUGAUAGAAGCCCAAAGAAAGCUUGAAGAAGCAGAAAGAGCUAGACAUAUACAACAAGUUUUGAAAGAGAAGGUAGAACAUGAGAAGGAGAGAAAUCGACAAUUAGAUCUCUUAAGACAGGAAUGGGAAGAAAGGUUUGGCUGUCCAUAUCCUGAAGAUGAGAAAAAAGUAUUACCGAAGACAGGUAAAGAGAAAGUUGCGUUUUACUGUAGUAAGUUACAAAAAGAAUACAAAGAUACAGAUAGAGCCGGACUAAUUGAGUGUCUUGCUUUAUUGAAGACUUACAUAUCAAAUGUGCUAAACAAUCCUCAAGAAGAUAAGUAUAAGAAAAUUCGUCUUAAUAAUUCUACUUUCCACUCAAAAGUGGCAAGAUAUAAUGGAUCAAUAGAUAUAUUGAAAGCAUGUGGAUUUGAAAUAGACGCAAAUAAUGAAUUCCUUAUUAUAACACCAAAUAAAAUUCCAGAUACCUUUACUUGUGGACAGGCAAUACGCUUUAUAGAUCUUAUUUUAAGGACACUUCCUUGA
This is a messenger RNA of Cryptosporidium muris RN66, 1020 nucleotides long. RefSeq lists its product as uncharacterized. NCBI's taxonomy places the organism in Eukaryota, Apicomplexa, Conoidasida, Eucoccidiorida, Cryptosporidiidae. The record is from RefSeq and is a predicted model, not a curated record. The coding region runs from base 1 to 1020 and encodes 339 amino acids. The transcript has a single exon. Gene Ontology annotation, molecular function: protein binding.